This is a messenger RNA of Zalophus californianus (California sea lion), 3397 nucleotides long. RefSeq names its product protein tyrosine phosphatase receptor type A (gene PTPRA). Gene Ontology annotation, biological process: protein dephosphorylation. The transcript has 23 exons. NCBI's taxonomy places the organism in Eukaryota, Metazoa, Chordata, Mammalia, Carnivora, Otariidae. The coding region runs from base 387 to 2834 and encodes 815 amino acids. The record is from RefSeq and is a predicted model, not a curated record. Gene Ontology annotation, molecular function: protein tyrosine phosphatase activity.
CUCGGACCCUGGGCCGCGGCCGCCAUCACCGCCGCCCGCCCAGUCGCCCCUCAGCCGCUUCCCCUCGCCAUGGAGGCGAGGCCGCCGCCGCCGCCGCGGAGCUCCGAGCCGCGGGCCGGGCGGCGGCCCUGAGGGCGUGUGGCGGGCCGAGACGCCGCCGCGGAGCCGCCGUCCUCGUUCCCAGCGGUCCCGCCCAGCGCCGGACUCGGUGCCUUUUUCUCAAAUCAGAGAACCUGAACAGCUCUAGGAGAAGGCCUGGGCAGAGGUUAACACUCCUAGCUGCCACUUCUUUGUCUCUCCCACACCUGGGAGACAUCCUCAGUAAGGCUGAGAGUGGAAUACAUAUCUUUCUUCCCGAGAGCUUCAUCUCCGUGAAAAAGGUCAGCAUGGAUUCCUGGUUCAUUCUUGUUCUGCUUGGCAGUAGUCUGACACGUGUAGGUGCCAACAAUGGAACCACAGUUUCACCUUCAGUAGGCAUUACAAGAUCUAUGAAAACAUCAACAGCAGAAUCAGUCAAAGAAGAGACCAAAGCUUCAAAUACUACUUCUUCAGUAACUUCUCCCUCUGUGGCACCAACAUUCAGCCCCAAUCUAACUCUGGGACCCACCUAUGUAACCACUGUCAAUGCUUCAGACUCUGACAAUGGGACCACAAGAACAGCAAGUACGGGUUCUGUAGUCACUACACUUGCACCGAAUGGAACGUGGCUUCCAGAGAACCAGUUCACAGAUACCAGCACAGAGCCUUGGGAGGGGAAUUCCAGCACCGUGGCCACCACCCCAGAAACUUUCCCUCCUUCAGGUAAUUCUGACUCGAAGGACAGAAGAGAUGAGACGCCAAUUAUUGCAGUGAUGGUGGCCCUGUCCUCUCUGCUAGUGAUCGUGUUUAUUAUCAUAGUUCUGUACAUGUUAAGGUUUAAGAAAUACAAGCAAGCUGGGAGCCAUUCCAAUUCUUUCCGCUUAUCCAAUGGCCGCACUGAGGAUGUGGAACCCCAGAGCGUGCCACUUCUGGCCAGGUCCCCAAGCACCAACAGGAAGUAUCCACCCCUGCCCGUGGACAAGCUGGAAGAGGAGAUUAACCGGAGGAUGGCUGAUGACAAUAAGCUCUUCAGAGAGGAAUUCAACGCUCUCCCUGCUUGUCCUAUCCAAGCCACCUGUGAAGCUGCCUCCAAGGAGGAAAACAAGGAAAAAAAUCGAUAUGUAAACAUCUUGCCUUAUGAUCACUCUAGAGUCCAUCUUACACCGGUUGAAGGAGUUCCAGAUUCUGAUUACAUCAAUGCUUCAUUCAUCAAUGGCUACCAGGAAAAGAACAAAUUCAUUGCUGCACAAGGACCAAAAGAAGAAACAGUGAAUGAUUUCUGGAGGAUGAUCUGGGAACAAAACACAGCCACCAUUGUCAUGGUGACCAACCUGAAGGAGAGAAAGGAGUGUAAGUGUGCCCAGUACUGGCCAGACCAAGGCUGCUGGACCUAUGGGAAUAUCCGUGUGUCAGUAGAGGAUGUGACCGUCCUGGUGGACUACACAGUGCGAAAGUUCUGCAUUCAGCAGGUUAUCAGGGCCAACGCACAGGAUCUCCUCACUCCACAGGUGGGUGACGUGACCAACAGGAAGCCACAGCGCCUCAUCACUCAGUUCCACUUUACCAGCUGGCCAGACUUUGGGGUGCCUUUCACCCCUAUCGGCAUGCUCAAGUUCCUCAAGAAGGUGAAAGCCUGUAACCCUCAGUAUGCAGGGGCCAUCGUGGUCCACUGCAGUGCGGGUGUAGGGCGUACAGGUACCUUUGUUGUCAUUGAUGCCAUGCUGGACAUGAUGCAUACAGAGCGCAAAGUGGACGUGUAUGGCUUUGUGAGCCGGAUCCGGGCACAGCGCUGCCAGAUGGUGCAAACAGACAUGCAGUACGUCUUCAUAUACCAAGCCCUUCUGGAGCAUUAUCUCUAUGGAGAUACAGAACUAGAAGUGACCUCUCUAGAAACACAUCUGCAGAAAAUUUACAACAAAAUCCCAGGGACCAGCAACAAUGGAUUAGAGGAGGAGUUUAAGAAGUUAACAUCAAUCAAAAUCCAGAAUGACAAGAUGCGGACUGGAAACCUUCCAGCCAACAUGAAGAAGAACCGAGUUUUACAGAUCAUUCCAUAUGAAUUCAACAGAGUGAUCAUUCCAGUUAAGAGGGGUGAGGAGAACACGGACUACGUGAAUGCAUCCUUUAUUGACGGCUACCGACAGAAGGACUCCUACAUCGCCAGCCAGGGUCCUCUUCUCCACACCAUCGAGGACUUCUGGCGAAUGAUCUGGGAGUGGAAAUCCUGCUCUAUCGUCAUGCUAACAGAACUGGAGGAGAGAGGCCAGGAGAAAUGUGCCCAGUACUGGCCCUCUGAUGGAGUGGUGUCCUACGGAGACAUCACAGUGGAGCUGAAGAAAGAGGAGGAAUGUGAGAGCUACACUGUCAGAGACCUCCUGGUCACCAACACCAGGGAGAACAAGGGCCGGCAGAUCCGGCAGUUCCACUUCCAUGGCUGGCCUGAAGUGGGCAUCCCCAGCGACGGGAAGGGCAUGAUCAGCAUCAUCGCGGCUGUGCAGAAGCAACAACAGCAGUCGGGGAACCACCCUAUCACCGUGCACUGCAGCGCGGGGGCAGGACGGACGGGGACCUUCUGUGCCCUAAGCACAGUCCUGGAACGGGUGAAAGCGGAGGGGAUUUUGGAUGUCUUCCAGACCGUCAAGAGCCUGCGGCUACAGAGGCCACACAUGGUCCAGACACUGGAACAGUAUGAGUUCUGCUACAAGGUGGUGCAGGAAUAUAUUGACGCAUUCUCAGAUUAUGCCAACUUCAAGUAAGAGGUGAUGAGAUCGGUGGACAGGAAAAUUGCCUUUAAUAUUUUGUAAUAUUCUGUUUUGUUAAUAUACCCAAAAUUGUGUAUAUAUCUUAUAACUGUUUUAGAAAUUGGUACAUAGGCUUCUAUUACCUAUUAGGUGGAGAUUUUAUAUGUAAAUGUGUUAGCACUGAUAGUCCUUUUUCCAAUGUUUUAUUGGGGAAUUAAAUAGUGUGAUGUUUGGAUUGAUAUCGUGAAAUCCUCUGCCUGGAAAUUGGGCUGUAUUAUUCUUUGGUUUAGACAUCUUUUCCUAAAGAAGGAACACAAAAUUAAUUCCAGGUAGCUCAGCAUCAACUAAGAAAAAAAAGCACAAAGUUCUCAGAGCUCUUGAGGAAGUUGGUUGUCCUGGUGCCCCCUUUCCCCCACCCCUUUCAGGCUGUUGUUCCCUCCCUGCUCUGUAAAUAAUCCCUCCCCUCCCCAGCCUCUCCCCAUCACCACCACAACCCACUGUGGGGAGUAAAGGGACCAGAGCGGUAUCUCUGGCACCACACUAGGGAUUAUCAGGUAAUAAAAGCUUUGACUCCCUGA